AUGGAGUCGGCCUCACAUUCGCAGCUUUUUAAUACCUCAUGGACUUUACACCGUCUCUCACCCCUGCACCACAAGAAAGAUUGCGCGAGCCUUUUAAACAAUCAAGCCGCCUUGAAUACAUACGCAACAAGAUUACGCGAUCAACUGACAGGCGAUGUCCUAGCGGGUCUCCAUUCUACCGCCAACACAGCAGAUGACGAUUCGCUGUCAAAAACAGGUGCCCUCAGAGAAUGUAGAUGGCAAUUCAUGACCGCGGGGUCAUUCACACGCGACGCAUCAGACAGACGCGACGCUAACACUUCCUUCCCCGGAAUCUUGGUGACACUCGAAUAUGAGAACAUAGUCUACAAAGCUGCUCUCCUCGCGGAACCAGAGUCCAAUUUCCAACGGGUUCCUCCUAGUGAAGGAUCAACAUUUCUUCCGCUACUAUUGACGAAAUGUCCAAACGCGCUACGACAAACAUUCAUCUCAUUCUUAUCGGCUAAUUUCGAUGCCUACUGUGCUCCCCUCCGUCUUUCAUCUACUUUUCUCUGUAAAGGUCUGGAAAGCUUCGUGGACGAGCUCCGAACGGGGCUGGGAGACUCCGCGAAUGAAAUUGUUGAAGAGGUGAUCAAGGAGCUGCAACUGACAUUGGCCUUUUCGGCAAUGAUUGCGCCGGCAUUGCGAACGCUGAAUAUCAGUAUCUCGCGAGCAUCCUUGACUGGGUUCUUGAGCGAUGGAAAUAGUACUUCGAGACGUACUUUGAAGCAAAAAUUGAGCAGUCCUUUAAUUGCAAAUCUCAGUACUUAUCUGGAGACGCAUCUGGCGAUGCAGCUUGAUUUGACUGGGUCGUCGAAGAAUAAGGCUGCCAAACAUCAUGUUCGGUUAUCCAAAGCUUCAUGUGCGGCUUUUGUGUUGGGAGGCGAAGGACGCAUGAAACUGGUUGUUGAUGUUGCUCGAGCAGAGGGUCAGGAUGGGGCUGAUGCUCCGACUAAAGAUCAGUUGGCUCUUCGUGCGAGUCAAAGUCUGCUACGAGCUGUCAUUGGCAAAGCUGUCGUCGGGGAUCAAACCGCUACUUGA
Molecule: messenger RNA, 1059 nt
Organism: Penicillium pulvis
Lineage: Eukaryota; Fungi; Ascomycota; Eurotiomycetes; Eurotiales; Aspergillaceae
Exons: 1
Coding region: 1-1059 (352 amino acids)
Source: RefSeq, a predicted model, not a curated record